Messenger RNA from Fundulus heteroclitus (mummichog), 6446 nucleotides. Its product is annotated as protein TANC1. NCBI's taxonomy places the organism in Eukaryota, Metazoa, Chordata, Actinopteri, Cyprinodontiformes, Fundulidae. The transcript has 28 exons. The record is from RefSeq and is a predicted model, not a curated record. The coding region runs from base 32 to 5659 and encodes 1875 amino acids. Gene Ontology annotation, molecular function: protein binding.
UAGAUCAAAACAAAAACAAAAAAACCCAGCCAUGUUCAGAGCAGUGUUCGGAACCAAGAAGGAAGGAGGAGGAAAAAGAGGAGACAAAAAGAGCCAGAAAAAUGCAGGUGUCGAGGCGCACAUGGCCGGCGUCCAGCAGAGGGGCAGCGGCCAGCGCGCCUCUCACCACCACGGCCAUCACGGCAGCCAGCUGAGCCGGAGGAGGCUGACGAAGGGCGUGUCCAUCUCUCUGCCGUCCUCCCCCCUCCUCCCUCGCCAGGCCGACGUAGUUUCCUCCCAGUCGUGCGUCAAGUUCCCAGGACGGGCGAGGAAGCCGGAGUAUGUGGAUGGCUCUUCCAGAGCGAGAGAACCUCUCGCCUUUGCCUCCUGCCGUGGCAAGACAGACCACAGAGACCUCCACGUGGAGCCCCACCUCGGCUCCUCCCUUUCUACCCAGGAACUGAUGACCAGACUAUGCUUCUUAUUGGGCGAAGCAACGGGCAGCACUGCUAGCUCUCCUAUGGAGGACAGGAGGGAAAAGAAGUGUGACACCUCUGUCCAAGGGGGGAGUCCCAGCUCCACUCUUACCUGCAGCACCACCUCCCCCUGUACAGAGAGCCCCACAUCCACCCUGAGCACCAAUGCUGGGGGCCACUCCCUACCCCAGCCUUUGCCCUUAUCCUCUCCUCGCUGCGGCUCCAGCUCCAGCCCCUGCGGGACCCUCUCUAGCCCCGCACACAGCCCUGCCCCCUGUCCUACUUCUGGACUCAUCUGUGUCAGCAGUUCGGGGCCUCCAUCUCAGAGCCCCACCUCCACCUUGGAGAGUAAGGAUAGCGGGAUAAUAGCGACCAUCACAAGUUCCUCUGAGAACGAGGAGCGCAGCACUUCCAGCGAUGUUCUGACCAAGGAGGAGGCCCCGGGGCCCGGCCCUGGUGUCAUGGGCCAGGCGAGCGACGAGCGCCAUCCCGGGCACCACAGGGACAAUCUGACAGCCCCGCAGCCUGAGGCCCUAUGCAGAAGUGAGAUCACGGAGCCCAGGACUCCGCCGGCUCCGAAACGACCCCUCCCACAGCACCACAUCCAGGGCCCCUCUUCGCACACGAUGCCCCGUCCAAAUUCAGUGGCAGCAACGAGCUCCACUCGGCUGGAGGAUCUGAGCUAUCUGGAGAACCAAAGGGCUGCGGGGCACCGGGGCUCGGUCCGAAAGCACAACACAGCCGGACGCGCGUGCGAUGACCCCAAAGGGAGACUGGUGGCGUUCAAACAAACGGACAUAAUGCUGAAACCGCUGCUGUUCGAAGUGCCCGGGGUCACCGCAGAGACGCCUUUCGUCGGCCGGGACUGGCUCUUCGCUCGGCUGGAGGAGGUCUUGAGGAAAAGCAGCAGCUGCGAGGGCCGCGGCGCCGUCAUCGUGGGCAAUGCCGGAUCCGGCAAGACCGCCAUCAUCUGGCGGCUGGUGACGCUCAGCUGCCACGGGAUGCGGACGUCGCAGGGGGGACCCAGCGACCCCCACAGCCCCAAAGCCUCCCCUAAAUCCGCAGACAGGCAGGGGAAAGCAGCCUCCAACCAGAGCUCUGCUGCAGGAACGAGUGACAAUGCGGGACAGAGGAAGGAGGCUGUGAGAUGCCUAGCUGCCAAGGUUGUAGCCUACCACCUCUGCCAGGCGGACAACACCUACACCUGCCUGGUCCCAGAGUUUGUGCACAGUGUCGCCGCCCUGCUGACCAGGGCCCCUCAGCUCGCCCCCUACAGGGAACUGCUGGCGCAGGAGCCGCACCUCCAGAAUCAGCUCAGCCUGCGUUCCUGUGUUCAAGAUCCCAUGGCUGCCUUCAGAAAGGGGAUCCUGGAGCCUCUAGCCAGCUUACGCAAAGAGCGACGGCUACCCGAGGAGGACUACAUCAUACUGGUCGACAGUCUUAACGAAGCGGAGUUUCACAAGCCGGACUACGGGGACACAGUCGCCACCUUCAUCACCAAGAUCGUGUCCAAGUUCCCCCACUGGCUGAAGCUGGUGGUGACGGUCAGGACGGGCCUGGUGGAAAUCACCACGCUCCUUCCCUUCUCGGGCAUCUCUCUGGACAUCCUGCCAGACAGCAGUGAUCUGGGAGCUGACCUGAGCGACUACAUCCAUCACCGGGUCAGCGGCAGCAGCCAGAUCGCGGCUAAUGUUACCACGCCAACGGGCUCCGCUCCUGAUCCCCUGCUCCUCAGCAAGUUCAGCAGCAACCUGUCAACCCGGAGCCACGGCUCCAUCCUCUACCUUCAGCUGACUCUGGAUCUGUUCCACAAGGGCCACCUGACUCUGAAAGGAGGAAACUACCUGGUGGUGCCCGUCUCCCUGUCAGAGGUGUACCUGCUGAUGUGUCGUGUGAGCUUUCCGGAUAAGGACGUCUUUGAGCAGGUCCUUCCGGUGCUAAAUGUGGCGCUGGCGUCUCUGCACCCACUGACUGAUGAGCAAAUGUUCAGGGCACUGAACGCAGGCAGUGUGAAGGGGGAGCUGGAGUGGAACGACUUCCAGCAGAGAUUAGACAGCCUGGCUGGGUUCAUGGUUAGACGGAGGGACGGUACUCGGAUGCUGUGUCAUCCCUCCUUCAGAGAGUGGUUGGUUUGGAGAGCUGACGGUGAAAGCACGGACUUCCUGUGUGACCCUAGGAGCGGCCAUGCACUCCUGGCCUUCAUGUUCUCCAGGCAGGAGGGAAAGCUGAACCGUCAGCAGACGAUGGAACUGGGACACCACAUCCUCAAAGCCCACAUAUUCAAAGGUCUGAGUAAGAAGACCGGCGUGUCCUCCAGCGUUCUCCAGGCCAUGUGGGUGAACUGCAGCACAGAUAGUCUGUCAGCUGCUCUGGGCUCCCUGAGGAACCUGUACACCCCCUCUUUGCAGGUAAGCCGUUUGCUGAUGCUCGGUGGGGCAUGUGUGACCUGGUGUACGGAGGUGAUAGGACACGCCCCCAUCCUGGCCGUCCAUGCCCACCUGGGCCACGUGGAGAUGGUAGCGUUGCUGCUUGAAAUGGGCGCUCCUGUGGACGGCACCACCGGCAGCGGCAUGACGCCCCUCUGUCUGGCGGCUGCAGCCGGACACGCCGACAUCGUGAGCCUGCUCUGCAAGAAGGGAGCCAAGGUGGGGCUUGCUGAUAAGAGUGGCCAGUGUGCACUGGUCCAUGCUGGGCUGAAGGGCCACGCAGAAAUCAUCGGCACCUUGCUGGGCCAGGACUGGGGAGCAGAUCUCCCCGCCGAUCCACAGCAGCCCAACGGCAACGACACCGCGACCGGGAAAACACAGGCGGCCCAGCAGGCGGUCACGGCCGCAGCCAGCGUGGGACACAUGCAGGUGGUGAAAAGCUUUCUGGACUUGAAAGAUGAACAGCUGGCAGUGCAGAUGGACGCUCACGACUCACUCUGGGGAGAAACGGUGCUGAGCGCGGCAGCGGGGAGAGGGCGGUUGGAGAUGUGUGCCUUCCUGCUGGAGCACGGGGCAGAGCUGGAGGUACCGAACCGCAGAGGAAUGGUUCCACUGCUUAGUGCCGCCAAGCACGGCCACACACAGGUCACGGAGCUGCUUCUAAAGAAAGGUGCAGAUAUCAAUGUCAGCGACAAACAGGGUCGCACCGCGCUGAUGUUGGCCGCCUCUGAGGGAUACGUGGCCACUGCUGAGCUCCUGCUGUCGAUGGGUGCCUCUCCGUCCUCCGCUGACCAGGAGGGGCUGACGGCGCUGAGCUGGGCCUGCAUGAAGGGCCAGAAGGGCGCGGUGCAGCUGCUGGUGGAGGCGGGCGCAGAUCUGAACCAGGCGGACAGGCAGGGAAGAACCCCGCUGGACCUAGCCGCCCUCAACGGGGAUGCGGACACGGUGCACAGCCUGGUGGAGCACGGAGCGGUGCUGGAGCGGCCGGACAACAGCGGCACCAGAGGUUCAGAUCGACCGGCGGGCUGCCAGAAUCCGGCUCUGGUGGCUUCGCUGCUUAAGAAGGGAUCCAAAACAAGCUACAAAACCGCCCCGCACGAUCGAUCAGGUCACGCUACGUGGGCUAUGGCUUCCUCCAAACCUGACAUCCUCCUCAUCCUGCUGCAGAAGCUGAUGGAGGAAGGGAACAUACUCUACAAGAAGGGACGCAUGAAGGAGGCCGGCCAGCGCUACCAGUACGCCCUGAGGAAGCUGCCUCGCGAGGGGCAGGGAGACGAGCUGAAAGGGCUGAAAGACCUGCGAGUCUCCCUCUAUCUGAACCUGUCGCGCUGCCGCAGAAAAAGCAACGAUUUCGGCAUCGCCGAGGAGUUUGCGACUAAGGCUCUGGAGCUGAAACCCAGGUCCUAUGAAGCGUAUUACGCCAGAGCACGAGCCAAGAGGAGUAGCAGGCAGUUUGCCGCGGCGCUGGCGGACCUCCAUGAAGCGGCACGACUCUGCCCGUCCAACCGGGAGAUCCGCCGCCUGCUGGCGCGCGUCGAGGAGGAAUGCAAACAUCUCCAGAAGAUGGCCGGCAACAACGCGGCGCAGGCCUACGGCCGGAACCCUCACGGUCACCACCACCAACCCGCAGAGGAGGAAACGGACGUCUUUUCACAGGGAAGCCUGGAGAGGCAGAUCCCGGCUGAGCAGCUGGACCCAGAGAGGGAAGAGGAGAGGGAGGAAGGGGACGAGGUGGGUCCCCACUGUGGGAAAAGUCCAGAAUUCUGGCCUCUGAACCCCUACGGUCCAAACAGGACGCUCCCCGGGGGUGCAGCGUUUGGUCUACCGGAUCAGUCCCCGUGUUUCCCUCCGGAGGAAUACGUUCAGAGCCAGCUGUUUGUGGACAUGUCUGAGCCCGCUCACGCCGUGAACAGACAGGCGCAGAACCAGAGCAGCAGGACUCAUCACAACUGCCACUCUCUACAGUCGGGGAGCAGAGGCGCCGUCAGGCCCAUGUCCCUCUGCGGCCCCUCCAGCCCUCUACCCGGCAGGCACAUCUCCACCUCGCUGAGGCCAGCACCUCCGGCGGGAAUCGACAUCGGGUCAGCCAGCGAACACUCCCGCCACAGUCCCACUGAGCACUACCACCCCCUGUCCCCCAACAGCUCCUCGCCACCCGGGGCUCUUCAGAUGUUCCAGCCGCGCUCCUCCAGCUUCUCCAGAGGCUCCGACAGACUCUCCGCCCACUCCGGGCCCCUGGACAGCCUCGCUCUUGCGUUGGGGUCCGGGCUGGACGCGAGGCGGGACGGCGGAGGUACGGCGGGCUCGAGGGGCUCCAGCUCCAGUCAGGCCUCCAGCGGGAACCUGUCGGAUGGAGGCAGGCAGCAGGGGCCAGACGCCCCGUGCCCCAUCAAGAGCAGCGGCAGCUUCAAGGCCAAACCCGACCUGAAGCCCCGGCCCUUCAUGGGGGUCAUGGACAAGGCGGUGCGGGUCCAGAGCCAGCAGAGCUCCAGCAUGAGCCGACAAGGUCCGGGGGGAGGAGGCGCGGAGAGUUUCAGCAUGUCGGUCAUGGAGUUCCAGGGGCUGAACAACGAGUUCAAGCGCGCCUCGUUCCAGGAGCAGCUGCCGGCCAGGGAGUUUGGAGAGCGUCCCCAUCAGCGGGAGAGCCGAGGGUCCGCGUCCUCCCAGCUGCUCUUUCCUGAGGGCAGGCACCGGCAGGCCAGCCUUACCAGAGACAACCCUGCUCUGCACAUGGCUCCCAUUAAACCCAAGCGCUCCUUUAUAGAGUCCAACGUGUGAGGAGUUCGUCAAAGCGCAGAUAUGCUUAUGCGGUUCAUACGGUAGCAAAGGAGACUGAUCCGAGAGCAGCUCCCUUCCCCCGAGCCCGUUUUGUAGAUUUCUGCUGCUGCACUGCAUAUACAAUCUAGAACCAGAACUCAGGCUACGACGCUUUUGCUUACGACCACCGUAUUUCGUUUCAUGGAGACCAGACAUACCUUAAGUAGAGAAGCUGAAACUGCGAGUCCACCGUCUCAACUUUUAGCGAGUUAUCUGAAAUAAAUAAGCCAGAGAAAGCUUUGUGCACGAAUAAACAAGACCUCACGCUGUUAGCUGCAGGUUACGACCAUUUCUAUUGUCAAGUGUCUUUUAAAAAAACAUCUAUAUUUGUACGGUGCACAUGAUCUUUGGAGAUAAUAUAUUUCCUCGUCGGUGAUUAUCUGUCACAGCAUUACGGGCUCCAACAGAGAUUACUUUGUGUACUUAAGAGUCUCUUUCUUGGUACAUUUGAUAAGAAACGGAAUGUAAACGACGUCGUCGGACGCCUCUCGCUCAUGACCGGACAUUACCGCACCGAUAUUUACAGUAUAUAGUCUGUUCUUUAUUUUUGGAUAGCAGAGAACAUAUUUAGAUGACGUGUUUAUGAGUUUUAAAAAGGAUGCACAGUAAGAAAUUACAGAAUGUAGGACAGCUAAACCUUAAGAGACUUAUUACAUUGCAUUAUGUCCAUAGUUGUUCAUAUACCCUUUGCAGAGUUAUAAUAUAAUAUACACAAUGUCGCCACAUUAUAAUUGUGGUAUAAUAAAAA